GCUAAAUGUGCAUUUCUUUGUACUCCUCCCUUGCUCUUCCACUUAAAAGUCCAUAUAUAUCCAUAAAGCCACACAAAAUUAGAGAUCCAAGAACCAAGUCAUUUCCUCAAUACCAUCACCAUGGACUCGAAGGUGAACGAGAUGUUAAACCCUGUGACAGAAAAAAUGCCCACCCUCAACCGUUUGAUGGCCAUCGAGGAGCUCAACCGAGGGCGUGAGCUCACCACCCAGCUAAGAGCUCUGCUUUCAGCGGUGAAUCCGGCUAAUAAGCAAGUGGAGACGGCUGGAGUUCUCUUUGAAGAGGUGUUGAAGUCUUUUUCUCAGGCUCUCUCGGUCCUUAAGCCCGGUGGGAAGCCAGACAUGGAACCCGGGGCUACUGGAGCUUGCUUACCUGCCUCCAGUGGUGGGAGAAAAGAGCCUGGGGUGAAAAGAAGUCAGUUGGAGCAAACCAGAGGAGAUCAAGGCCACAGAAGAAGGUGUACAAUAUCAUGGACCACUAUUACAUCCAUGCCGCUGGUUGAUGGCUAUCAGUGGAGAAAAUAUGGGCAGAAAAAGAUCUAUGGAUCCAAGUAUCAAAGAAGCUACUACAAAUGUGUACAUAGAAAGAAUCAAGGAUGCCAAGCAACUAAGCAAGUGCAGCAAAAGGACGAUGGUAACCCACCUAAGUUCAUCGUCAUCUAUCAGAUGCCUCAUACUUGCAAUAAUUUGGAUGUCUCAUCUAAAGUUGGUAUGGAUUAUUCUAGCAUUGCAAAAACUUCAGUUCUAGAUGAUGGAUCCAAGUCCCUGGAUAUCCAAACUCAGCAACCCUUGCUUUCUGGAAACCUCAAGAUGGAAGAGCCUGAGAAAUGUCUCCUCACUGAUAUAGCCAGCAUGCACUCCCCUGUGAUGUCUAAUGAUAUGAACUGGAUAAUGGACAUGACUUGGCUUGAUGGGGAGGUAUAUAUCAAAUGAAGAAGCACCUUGGAUUCCAGAUGUCCGUCCGACGAAGGAGAGAGAACUUCCAAAUCAGAGUGGGAACGGCGCGACCAAGAGACUUUUAAUCAUCUUCAUGCAUAGAGUGGUUGUAGGGGCAUGGGGAUGUGAAAUUAUGAAAGAAUAAUGGAGUGUUUAAAUAAUGUGUCUUAUAUUAAACUUUAUAUAUGCAAUGUAUUUAUUUCAUGCGCUUUCAUUAUUUCAUAUAAAAACAGAUUUUAGAA
Molecule: messenger RNA, 1196 nt
Organism: Elaeis guineensis (African oil palm)
Lineage: Eukaryota; Viridiplantae; Streptophyta; Magnoliopsida; Arecales; Arecaceae
Product: probable WRKY transcription factor 70
Biological process (GO): regulation of DNA-templated transcription
Molecular function (GO): sequence-specific DNA binding; DNA-binding transcription factor activity
Source: RefSeq, a predicted model, not a curated record